Funneliformis geosporum is the source of this 357-nucleotide messenger RNA. The record is from the annotation of a GenBank genome assembly. Lineage: Eukaryota; Fungi; Glomeromycota; Glomeromycetes; Glomerales; Glomeraceae.
AUGCAUGAUGACCUCAAAUUCACCAAUGAAAGAGUUAUUACUAUGAAAAUACUCUUAAAUGUUUACUCUACCUUUCCUAAACAAGCUGUUACUAUUAAUACCUACCCAACACGUGAAAAAAUGAAAGAAAAUGACUAUAUUAUGAAAGCUAGUAUUAACACUUCUGAAUCAAUCAUAAUCGCACACAAGUUUGAUAUCAACAAUCUCAAAGAAGAGAACUCUUAUCUCAAACGUAAUUUACAAAGAAAAUGUCGUAAAAUUAAACGAAACUCUAAAAGCUAUAGAUAUUAUGUAACAAAUACAUCAUCAGAAUAUCUUUAUGACUUUUGUAUUAAAACUUCACUCAUAAACUUGUAA